AUGCGUUCGCUCGCUCCCUCGCGCGCGUCACUCCCGCGCUUAAAUCGCGCUCGUGCGCGCGCGCGCAUCCAAGUGGCAUCCACGUCUGAAUCGUCAACCAUCCGUGAGGCGUCCGUGCGAGUCAUCUUGCAGCUCGACGACGGCGCGCUCAGACAACUGGCGCAGAGCGUGGAGGGACGACGGGUUCGCGACGAGAUCGCCCUCGAUGAUCUCGCUCGCAGAGUGCGCGCGCUGAGAGAUGCGUUACCUCGGUCGUGCGCCGCGCGAGUGUUCGAGCUCGUGAUCGAGCGACCGGGGUUGGUGUGCGACGGCGGCGCGGCGCAGGGCCGAGGCGUCGCGCGGUGCGUCGAAAAGUUAGGCGGGACGGAGGAGAUGGAGCGAUUGUGCGCCGAGUGCGCCCCUGGGUUCGCACACGUCUUGUGGAGAUUAGGUUUCUUGGAUACGGCGUUCGACGAGUGCGAACGGGCGCUCAGGGAGUGGAUUCGAGGCGAAGAGGGGUGGCACCGAGUGUUUACGAAUCGAAUAGCCAGCGAGUACGGGUACCUAGCGAUGAUGUCUCGGGUGGAGACGAAAUCGAUGGGUGGGAACGGGGUGGUUUUUAGAAACGUCAAGACGGGCGAGAGCGUGGCGUUUCGUCGGAACGAGCGUCUCACGGACGGUCAGUGA
Ostreococcus tauri is the source of this 666-nucleotide messenger RNA. Its product is annotated as unnamed product. The record is from RefSeq and is a predicted model, not a curated record. NCBI's taxonomy places the organism in Eukaryota, Viridiplantae, Chlorophyta, Mamiellophyceae, Mamiellales, Bathycoccaceae. Bases 1 to 666 code for a protein of 221 amino acids. The transcript has a single exon.